CGUUUUAAACUACUGAUGCCUGGGACUCACCGCCAGAGCGUUUAGUUAGUCUGACCCGGACCUGGGUCGGAUUCUCAAAAGCUGUAAUGGGCCGUGGAGUUUGAGAGGCAGUACUUGACGCCACUUAGUGUCCCCUAGCCUUUUCUCUUCGUUUUCUUCUCAGGAUCCUAUCUUUCUACGGGUCCUCCGGCUCAGCCUUAUUCCCGAGGUUGCUACCAGCCCCGCCCCCUCUCACAAAAGACCACCUGUCCCUCUUCUGCGUCCCAGUAGUGACAGGACUGCUGCUGACGAGGAUGUGCUUUAGCUUGGUGUCAAAGAUAGAGAUGGAAUCAUCCUGUUUUAUCCUAGAUCCAGCUGCCAUUGCUUUGGAGACUCAUUGCGUUUAGAAAAGUGACUUUAUGUGGUGGGAAGGACAGCUGUUAUAAUAUGAUGCAGUGCGUUGCUGCUGGGCAUCAGAUUGUUGCUUUAGCAAACCUAAGACCUGCUGAAAACCAAGCGGGGUCAGAUGAACUGGAUAGCUACAUGUAUCAGACAGUGGGUCACCAUGCCAUUGAUUUGUAUGCGGAAGCGAUGGCUCUGCCCCUCUAUCGCCGUACCAUCAGGGGAAAGAGUGUGGAUACGGGACCAGUGUACGCCAAAUGUGAAGGUGAUGAGGUUGAAGAUCUCUAUGAGCUUUUGAAACUUGUUAAGGAAAAAGAAGAAGUAGAGGGAAUAUCAGUAGGUGCUAUACUCUCUGACUAUCAGCGUGUUCGAGUAGAAAAUGUGUGUAAAAGGCUUAAUCUCCAGCCUUUAACUUACCUUUGGCAGAGAAACCAGGAAGAUUUGCUCCAAGAGAUGAUAUCAUCUAACAUUCAAGCAAUCAUCAUAAAAGUAGCAGCUCUAGGUUUAGAUCCAGAUAAGCAUCUUGGAAAAACCUUGGAUCAAAUGGAGCCCCAUCUCUUAGAGCUUUCUAAGAAAUAUGGAGUCCAUGUUUGUGGAGAAGGUGGAGAAUAUGAAACGUUCACUUUGGAUUGCCCUCUAUUUAAGAAGAAAAUAAUUGUAGAUUCAUCAGAAGUAGUCACACAUUCAGCUGAUGCAUUUGCACCUGUGGCUUACCUACGCUUUUUAGAAUUGCACUUGGAGGAUAAGGUGUCCCCAGUACCUGACAACUGCAGAACAUCUAAUUAUAUACAUAACUCUUGAAAAACAUUUUUGUUACUAACCUGCUAUUUCUAUGUAAUUUAAAAAAUUACAUAGCAUUGUCUUGAUUAUUUUGUACCACUUUUUCUCAUCACCCUUUUUUUUUAAUUCUUAGAAACAUUUACUUUAUCAGAAAUUAAUAGAACCAUUGAUUGGUUAACACAUCCUGUGCAUCAUCUCUGGGAACUUUUUCUUUUCCCCUUUACUUCAUCUGCAGUCCUCACCUCUUAACAUUCCUUUGCCUUCAUCACCCUAGUUUAUUUUCUUUUUCUUGUUUCUGCUCUCAUCUCAGCCAAUGAUACCAUGAUGCAAAGGCAUUUGAAAAUGAAGAUGAAAAAGCAACCACUAUAUUUAGUUAAUCACAUUUACUAGGUGUCAUCAUUUUUGUUCAUAAUAUAUUCAUUGUUUCAACAUUACUGGACAAUCAGGAAGAAUACCAUUAGCUCUUAUUGGUUAUUUUAUAACUGAUUAAAAACACACAAUUUUUCAGUGUUA
This is a messenger RNA of Odocoileus virginianus texanus, 1674 nucleotides long. NCBI's taxonomy places the organism in Eukaryota, Metazoa, Chordata, Mammalia, Artiodactyla, Cervidae. The record is from RefSeq and is a predicted model, not a curated record.